AUGUCCUUUCUAUGCCAAGAGCGACAGCAACGAGGACCUUAUGUGACUAAGUCAUGUACAAAUUGCCAAAAAAAACACGCAAAAUGUACUGGAGGGGCAGUUUGUAAACGUUGUACACAACGUAAUCUUGAGUGUACUUUUAUCGAUUCGGGUAAAAAGCGAGGACCGAAAAAGAAUGAUAAACACUCAGAACAGGUCUAUGCUCUUAACGGUCCUGAAAAUGAUUUUGAUGGAACCUCUAUGCUAUCCUCCAGUCCUGAAAACGACUUUUAUGGAAUCUCUAUGCUAUCCUCUGGUCCUGCAAACGAUUUUGAUGAAACUUCUAUGCUAUCCUCUGGUUCUGGAAAUGAAUAUGAUGGAACCUUUAUGCUAUCCUCUGGUCCUGAAAAUGAAUUUGAUGGAAUCUCUAUGCUAUCCUCCGUGACCCCUAAUCCUGAACAAGGUCAUACAUCGACUUUAUUAUUUUCAUCAGGAAAUUUACAACGACAACUAGAUAAUUUUGACGAUUUUGCUCUUUAUCCUGACUUUUACGUUUCUCAAGAACUCAGCCCAUUUUCUUAUCAAACUUCUGAUAAUAAUAAUAUGUUACCAUUCCAAAAUUAA
Dentiscutata erythropus is the source of this 603-nucleotide messenger RNA. NCBI's taxonomy places the organism in Eukaryota, Fungi, Glomeromycota, Glomeromycetes, Diversisporales, Gigasporaceae. The record is from the annotation of a GenBank genome assembly.